AUGGGUUCUGAUCUUGGUGAUGCCGCAAGCGUGUGGAAUAACGCGUCAUUGGGACUGCACAGCGAGCUCCGCUCCUACGCGUCCUCCUCCAACAGCUCCAACUCGAGCUCGGUCUCCGGGCCUGGUGGCAGCGCACACUUCAGCCUGGCUCGGGCUCUGCCUGUGGGCAUGCUUCUGGGCGCAUUUAUAGUGUUCGCGAUCGUAGGCAACAUCUUGGUUAUCCUGUCCGUGGUGUGCAACAGGCACCUGCGCAUCCCAACUAACUACUUCAUCAUCAACCUGGCCAUUGCGGAUCUCUUGCUCGGUACCACUGUGCUCCCGGUGUCCGCCACACUGGAGAUCCUGAACUACUGGGUCUUCGGGAGGAUUUUCUGUGACAUCUGGGCUGCCGUAGAUGUCCUGUGUUGCACAGCAUCCAUCAUGAGCUUGUGCGUAAUAUCCAUCGAUAGGUACAUUGGAGUACGGUACCCUUUACAGUACCCGAGCAUUGUGACCGAGAAAAGAGCGCUCCUGGCCAUGCUGGGAGUUUGGGUACUUGCUUUGAUUAUAUCCAUCGGACCUUUGCUUGGAUGGAAAGAGCCGCCUUCUGAGGAUGAGACCGUUUGUCCCAUAACAGAAGAGCCGUUUUAUGCGCUUUUUUCCUCUCUCGGUUCUUUCUACAUCCCCCUAGCAGUGAUUUUGGCCAUGUACUGCCGCGUUUACAUCGUCGCCAAAAGGACCACUAAGAACCUGGAAGCUGGAGUGAUGAAGGAGCGCAAUGACUCCAGUGAGCUCACACUCCGAGUGCACUACAGAGGCUCACACAGCCAAGAUGACUGCAGCAGCUCGGGCAAGAGCCAAAUGAGGAGCUCACUCAAUGUGAAAUUACUCAAGUUUUCUAGAGAAAAAAAAGCUGCCAAAACUCUUGGUGUUGUAGUGGGCAUGUUCAUCCUGUGCUGGUUACCAUUUUUCCUCGUACUGCCCAUCGGUUCCUUCAAUACCAACCUGCGUCCUCCAGAGACAUUUUUCAAGGUAAUCUUCUGGCUCGGUUACUUCAAUAGCUGCCUGAACCCCAUCAUCUAUCCAUGCACCAGCCGCGAGUUUAAACAGGGAUUUAUCCGCAUCCUGCGCUGUCAGUGCCACCAGAGGAAGGGCUGGAGACCCUACAACUACCGAUCCCACAUGGGCCCCGCUAGUCAGAUCUACACGGACAACAGUUCGGUUUGCAUGAACGGCAAUCAUGCUUCCCCCAGCCCUCGGUUCUUCAGCAGAGGAACUGGCUCUCAUAAUGCAUCAGGUCUCUUACCAGGCUGGAGUUCCUCCUCCACAUCUCUGUCUAGCAGCUCCUUCCCUAGGAAGUUCAUUGCCAGCCCGGGACCAGUGUGUGAAAUUUCAGACAAAUCCAGCAGGACGACUCUUCUUAUUCCUGAUAGGGCUCCAGUAAAAGAGCCCCAGCAUGCCAAUGGGCAGAACAUUAAAGAAGAGGUCGAACCAGAGAUAAAUUGCAGACUCACGCCUGAAAUUAAACUGUAG
Messenger RNA from Neoarius graeffei (lesser salmon catfish), 1512 nucleotides. RefSeq names its product adrenoceptor alpha 1Ba (gene adra1ba). The record is from RefSeq and is a predicted model, not a curated record. Gene Ontology annotation, cellular component: membrane. Gene Ontology annotation, biological process: phospholipase C-activating G protein-coupled receptor signaling pathway; adenylate cyclase-activating adrenergic receptor signaling pathway; cell-cell signaling. NCBI's taxonomy places the organism in Eukaryota, Metazoa, Chordata, Actinopteri, Siluriformes, Ariidae. Gene Ontology annotation, molecular function: alpha1-adrenergic receptor activity. The transcript is spliced from 2 exons. The coding region runs from base 1 to 1512 and encodes 503 amino acids.